AUGGGGAAUAUAUUGAAACAUAUGACAUCAUUUGGUAUAAAUAAUGUAUGAAUAUACAAAUACUCGAGAACACUAUUUCUGAAUCAAACAACCCAAAAUAGGCAGUUUUUUUAAACUCGAAGCAAAACUCACCUUGUUUACAAGACCAAAUACGGCAGCGAUCGCUUGGUUUCGACACAGCAUUGCCAUAAAAGGGAAUGGUUCUAGCGCCUCUACACAGCGAAGGCGUUAGGAAGGGAAUUCCCGCUGACCUCAUGCGAUCGUAUAUAAAGCGAGACGCGUAGCGAAAUUUAUUCACAUCGGGCUAUAUGUUCAAUCACCGUUAUGGAUAAAGCUGAAAUAUUGGAGUACGUGCGUAGUUCCGAAGGUCGAUCGAAGAGAAUAUAGAAAGAUUUAUAGACGAGGAUGGCAAGGACGACAAGAUAAAAAGACUUGCUGAUGGAAUAAAAACAUUCUAUAUCUCUCUUUUCGACCGUAGAAAAGGUACAAUACGAUAAAAUAAAAAUGUAUUUAAUCCAUUGAGCAAAUCAUUUACAGCAUUGUGGCGCGUUUUUCACUUUUUACAAUUUCUUUUUUUUCGUUUUUCAUCCCUAUAGGAGUGUUUGACACGCGCGGUUGAAGAGAAGUCGCAUUCACCUGUAAUUGGUUCGAAGCGCAAACGUGCCAUGCCAAAAGUAGGGAGCGGUAAGGGCAGUCCUCUGAAGCCUCGAAAAGUCCACGUGUCAAGGAGACAACAACGGGUACGGGAAAAGCGUGGUUUCAAUCUAUCUGGAUUUGGUCGCGAGCGGCGAGUCGCGCGCCAAAAAGACGAGCCAUCUACGAGUACCGCAGGCGACAAACCCUUGAAUGCGUCAACAUCUCCACCACCAGAGACACCACCACCAGGAACACCACCACCAUCAGCGCAAGAAACACCACCACCAACAGGGCAAGAAGCACCUGCCUCACCACCAGUGCAACAGACGUCUUCACCAACACCUUUAUCGCCAGCAGCACCAGUAGCAGCAGCAGCAGACGCACAAAUUCCUUUUAAAGACGAUGGGCCUCUGAGUUUACAGAUCAGAGACGAUUCAUGGGGGCGAGGCGGCGUUCAACGAUUUCAGCUGCUGGCAGCGAUGUCACAAGACGGCGAGACGUCUUCGUUAGGAUCUGACGCUAGCGAUAAUCAGGCCUCCGAUGAUGAACUAGGCCUGUUUGAACGAGAGAUAGAACACUGGCACCGAGUAGACUCACGGUUAGAGUAUGCUAUUCGCGACAUGUGGUACGAAAUUUCCAAAAAUACCACACCGGAUCAAAGCGACAGUGAAUUUUUGGAGACGCUUGUUACCGUGCACAACAUGUCAAACGCUGUGGCAAACUCAAUGGCCCAUCUUAAAGGGUAUCUUGUACAGCAGUGUCACCAACGUGACACCUCGGGAAAAGAACUCGAGAUUACACGAGACGAAAUAUCUUCUGGACUUCGCGCAGCGGAAUAUUCAGAGUAUAUUGCAUUGAUAAAGCAAUGUGCACGUGGUGAUUGCCAAGAGUGUACAGAGGUGUCAGAAUUUGACGAUGCUUACAACAG
Messenger RNA from Paramuricea clavata, 1564 nucleotides. The record is from the annotation of a GenBank genome assembly. NCBI's taxonomy places the organism in Eukaryota, Metazoa, Cnidaria, Anthozoa, Malacalcyonacea, Plexauridae.